AUGACCCCCCAUCCCCCAACCCCCCCAUCUCCCAACCCCCCAGCCCCCAACCCCCCAGCCCCCAUCCCAUCCCCCAUCCCAUCCCUCAUCCCAUCCCCCAUCCCAUCCGCCAUUCCAUCCCCCAUCCCAUCCCCCAUCCCAUCCCCCAACCCCCCUUCCCCCCCCAACCCCCCCCAGCCCCCCAGCCCCCAGCCCCCAACCCCCCAGCCCCCAUCCCAUCCCCCAUCCCAUCCCCCAUCCCAUCCCCCAUCCCACAUCCCCAUCCCCCUUCCCCAUCCCCCAUCCCCAUCCCCCUUCCCCAUCCCCCAUCCCCAUCCCCCAUCCCCAUCCCCCAUCCCCUAUCCCCCAUCCCCAUCCCCUAUCCCCCAUCCCCAUCCCCCAUCCCCUAUCCCCCAUCCCCAUCCCCAUCCCCAUCCCCCAUCCCCUAUCCCCCAUCCCCAUCCCCAUCCCCAUCCCCAUCCCCUAUCCCCCAUCCCCAUCCCCAUCCCCUAUCCCCCAUCCCCAUCCCCAUCCCCAUCCCCAUCCCCAUCCCCAUCCCCAUCCCCAUCCCCAUCCCCAUCCCCAUCCCCAUCCCCAUCCCCCAUCCCCCAUCCCCCAUCCCCCAUCCCCAUCCCCAUUCCUCUAUUCCCCUUCCUCAUUUAUACGAAACAAUACUUACAAGUUCAGACGUCUUUUCCGGUUGUGUCUGUGGCCGACUCGUUUAUGGGAAUGAAGCUGUUGCAUCAGAGCGGUUGA
This is a messenger RNA of Corticium candelabrum, 735 nucleotides long. RefSeq lists its product as uncharacterized. The transcript is spliced from 4 exons. NCBI's taxonomy places the organism in Eukaryota, Metazoa, Porifera, Homoscleromorpha, Homosclerophorida, Plakinidae. Bases 1 to 735 code for a protein of 244 amino acids. The record is from RefSeq and is a predicted model, not a curated record.